UGGCUGUGACCCGUUCGGGUAGCGGACAGCGGAUACUCGUGCCUCCUGCCUCCUGCCUUCUGCCUUCUGCCUUCUGCCUCCUGCAGCCUCCGUGGAUCAACAAAUGCGCAAAAAUCAAACAAAACUGAACUGUUGGCUUAUGUCACUCCCGUUUCCUUCCACAGUGCAAACCGAAUCGAAACAGUGACGAAAUACAAGAUUAACAUUGAAAAAGUGAACAGAAAUCCUUGAACAAAAGGCACAAAAGCAAAACAACAAACCGCAAAUUUUAUCCCUGUGGAUACGAGUUUAGUUGUUUUUCGUUGUUGGUUUCCUCGCGACCCCCUACAUUGUUUUUCUUCGCUGGCAACGUAGUCGGCCAUUGAGUUGGCCGAUACCAAACGACCUUCAAAACGUUUUGCGUCGAGGCAAUACGCACCAUGGGCUGCGCACAGUCUGCCGAGGAGCGAGCCGCAGCCGCCAGGAGUCGCCUCAUCGAGCGCAACCUCAAGGAGGACGGCAUACAGGCGGCAAAGGACAUUAAACUGCUGCUGUUGGGCGCCGGCGAGUCGGGAAAGAGCACAAUAGUCAAACAGAUGAAAAUCAUUCACGAGAGCGGCUUCACUGCGGAGGACUUUAAACAAUAUCGACCGGUUGUCUACAGCAACACAAUACAAUCAUUAGUUGCCAUACUGCGAGCGAUGCCAAACCUAAGUAUUCAGUACAGCAAUAAUGAGCGGGAGAGCGAUGCUAAAAUGGUGUUCGACGUGUGCCAGCGCAUGCACGACACCGAACCCUUCUCGGAGGAGCUGCUGGCCGCCAUGAAGCGUCUCUGGCAGGAUACCGGUGUCCAGGAGUGCUUCUCACGCAGCAACGAAUACCAACUGAAUGAUUCCGCUAAAUAUUUCCUGGACGAUUUGGAUCGGUUAGGCGCCAAGGACUACCAGCCAACUGAACAGGACAUCUUGCGCACUCGUGUCAAGACCACUGGCAUCGUUGAGGUUCACUUCUCCUUCAAAAACCUCAACUUUAAAUUGUUUGACGUGGGCGGCCAGCGUUCUGAGCGCAAGAAAUGGAUACAUUGCUUCGAGGAUGUCACGGCGAUCAUCUUCUGCGUGGCCAUGUCGGAGUACGAUCAGGUGUUGCAUGAGGACGAAACUACGAACCGCAUGCAAGAGUCGCUGAAGCUGUUCGAUUCGAUCUGCAACAACAAAUGGUUUACGGACACCUCGAUCAUAUUGUUCCUGAACAAGAAGGAUCUGUUCGAGGAGAAGAUACGCAAGAGUCCACUGACAAUUUGCUUCCCCGAGUACACAGGUGGACAGGAGUAUGGCGAAGCGGCUGCAUACAUUCAGGCUCAAUUCGAAGCGAAAAACAAAUCAACCUCAAAAGAAAUCUACUGCCACAUGACGUGUGCCACAGAUACCAACAACAUUCAGUUUGUGUUCGAUGCCGUCACCGAUGUCAUCAUAGCAAACAACCUGCGCGGCUGUGGACUGUACUAAGCCAUUGCCGGAACAUGUGGAGGAGGUGGACAUGGACGACGACGUGGAGCAGAUGGGGGGCGUUAGCAGGGAACACCGUAACGGUAUUAAAGAGCAGCGCGGGAGCACAACAACCCACCAGCAUUGAUCAAAAACAAAAGAAAAUUUAAGAGCAAACGAUGAUAGAACCAACAAACAAGCAAAGCCCAAAGAACUUUUAUUUGUUUAACAAAGCGAACAGAUGAUCCCGCGUACGAUGGGAGGACAUGCAACCAGUACAUUAUAAUAUUGAUCCAGAUAAGAUGAGCAGAUGCAGAAUGCUAAUGCAGAUCACAGAUCGCGGAUCCCGAGAUCGAGAUCGAGGUCGGCUACGAUAUGAGAUGUGAAGACACAGCUGACAGUGAGCCACAGACAAGCAUUUGAGAAGCAGUUGAUGAUUGAAAGCAUUUCCUAUAUACAUACAUACAAACAAAAAAGCAUAUACAUACAUACACACAUACAUAUGCAUUAUGCAAGCCCCAUGUACGACAUGACAGCCACACACUAAUACACGAGCAUACACGCAUAAGCGCAUAGUUGUUGUUUGGUCUGAAUAAUUUUUAUAGAAUUUCAUAAUUCAUAAUUUACGUGUAGCUUAGUUUCCUCAUGUAUUUAUUAAACGAAUGCCGAACGAGCAUAUAUACAGCAUAUGUAUGUGCACACACCUCUAUAUAUACACAUACCCACAUACAAUACGUAUAUAUAUAAAUAAUAUAUUUAAUGUUUCCUGUUGCAAUCUCUCUUUAAAAUUAUUCAUGCCAUCAACGCUCUCUGCAUUUGUCGUGCUUGUUUAGACCUAAGUUUUGAAAAGUUGCAACAAAACCGAACAACAACAAGCAGAACAACAAAGUAAUAAUAUUAAUAAUAAUUAAUUUGAUUGCGUUGCGUGUCAGCGUGUGGGCAAAAGUAAAUAUAUAUUAUAUUGUACGACAUUAAAGUGAACAAAAACCAACCAAAAGGAAACACAUAAGAACACACAAAAACACAAAAACACACACACACACAUACACAUAUAAAAGUAAUGAAGGAAAAUCUUAAAAGUUUAAGUCUAAUUUAAAGAUAAAAGAAAAGGAUAUAAAUCUCUAUCUAUUGUAUUUACAAACAUAAACUAAACUAAACUAAACGAAACGAAACUAACAAAAAAGUAAGAGUAACGCAAAGCAUAUGUGGCCACUUAACUAACUUGUGUAAAAAUCAGCAGUAGCAGCAGCCAUCAAUGAUUGAUUGACUCGACGAUUGAUGCGUUUCAAUGUAUGUAAAUUGUAAUUUGUUGGAUUUACGUGUAUAGGAGAGGUUUAGCUGGCAUACACACAACACACUGAACACACACGCACAACAAUUUCAUUUGUAUUCACUUAACGCUGAUUUAUUGUAAUUAAACGAAUUUGUUGCAUUUAUUUAUACAUACAAACAAACAAACAAACAAAACCCACAAAAGGCAAAGCGCACCCUACUCUGGCAGCGCACAAAAGCAUGCUAUACUUUUGCCAUGUCUCACACACACAAACCAACAAACGGAUCAACAGCAAGGAAAACUCAAGCAAGGAUUGCAUGUAAUAAUCUAUACACAAAUUGUACGAGUACUUUGAUGUAACAGUACGACACAUAACUGUAUGCGAAUGCAUAUGUACAUAUGUAUGUAUGUAUGCACAGUUGUAUUUAGCGUGUGGCAUUUAACCCGAGCCCCGAGUAUGUUGAAUUGUUUGAUUAGACUUAUUAUUGUAAUUAUUACCUUUACGAGUACUUUUGUAUAUGCUUCGUAUGCGCACCGUGCAUUUGAUUUUACAGAAUCAGUUAGCGGCAAUGAAUUUAUAUUGUUAUUUCGAUAGUCUUUUUUUUUUGUAUGUACACCCCCGCAGUCCUAUACCCUCCCCUAGUUCUACUGGAGGCCCUCUGUACCCUUGUGCUCUUGCUCUAGAUGGACAAAUCCACUUAUGUUUUAUAGUUUUUAAGUCUAAUUUAUGUAAACGCACACGAACACACACAAACAAACAACUUAAGCAUCAAAUAAGUAAGUUUAUUAGCGAAAUAAAUAUUAUUUGACAUUCA
Drosophila miranda is the source of this 3551-nucleotide messenger RNA. Its product is annotated as G protein alpha o subunit. Gene Ontology annotation, biological process: adenylate cyclase-modulating G protein-coupled receptor signaling pathway. Gene Ontology annotation, molecular function: G protein-coupled receptor binding; GTPase activity; GTP binding. NCBI's taxonomy places the organism in Eukaryota, Metazoa, Arthropoda, Insecta, Diptera, Drosophilidae. The transcript has 7 exons. The record is from RefSeq and is a predicted model, not a curated record. The coding region runs from base 420 to 1484 and encodes 354 amino acids. Gene Ontology annotation, cellular component: heterotrimeric G-protein complex.